AUGAACGUAGCAACACCUAUCACCCUCGCGGUGAUACUGUAUCUCGUCACCGUCCUUGAAGCCACGUACCUUGAGCGUCCACUUUGGGUAGCAGAUAAAGGCAGACAGCAGUCUCUAUCGUACGGAAACGAAGAAUCACGUCUCGGUCAAUUUCAAGCUGGAAAUGAACAGCCCUGGAUAGUACCGGAACCAUACUAUCCGCAACGCUCCGGACCAACGAAUCAGGAAUGGAUGGAAAAUCAGCAGUGGCCACUGGAAUCUCCGAAUGCUGCUCAAUUAGUUCGUGAAGAACGUCCUCCGUUGGAGAACUUCGUGCCGAAUCAAGGGUACGACGGAUGGAAUCUGCCAGAUACGGCGUAUGAGUACCAAACGAAAAAUCAAGCACAAAGUAUGACCAACGGACAGGCACAACCUGCUUGGAUGAACCAACAGCAGCAGCAGCAGCAGCAGCAGCAGGUCGAGUAUCAAAAACCUUUCGUUUCGCUGGAACCAUCCGUACCCCAAGCACAACCUGAGCCCGAUCGCUACGAGGCAUAUGCUCAACAAGGAUGGAAUUGGGAGCCUAAGCCCGAAAAUGUUCAGCCGAACAAUUAUCAAACACAGUUCCAAACGCAAGAAAAUUACCAACCCUAUAGGACGGAUUCCUAUCAACCUAAACCGGACGCUGAAGCUAAGCCCGAAACCCCUCCACUAAACAGUUAUCAAUCACAGGUCCAAGCGCAAGAAAAGUACCAACCAUACAGGACGGAUUUGGAUCAACCUAAACCUGAAGUUGAGGUUAAGCCCGAAAACACACAGCUAAACAAUUAUCAACCACAGUUCCAAACGCAAGAAAAGUACCAACCAUAUUGGACGGAUUUGUAUCAACCUAAACCAGACGCUGAAGCUAAACCCGAAACUCCUCAACUAAACAAUUAUCAAUCGCAGUUCCAAACGCAAGAAAUGUACCAACCAUAUUGGACGGAUUUGUAUCAACCUAAACCAGACGCUGAAGCUAAGCCCGAAACUCCUCAACUAAACAAUUAUCAAUCGCAGUUCCAAACGCAAGAAAAGUACCAACCAUAUCAACCUAAACCUGAACCUGAAAUCCUGAUGCCGACUAACCAACCCAAGCCAGGAACCUUUAUGCCCAACCAGCCAAAUGUGGAACCAUUCCCAUCAAAUCCUGAAAAUGUGCAGCUAAACUCUUCUCCACCGCGUCCUCAAGAGAUACAACAAGGCUACAAUCCUUACCCACCGCGUCCUGAAUUGUAUCAGCACAAUCCGUCUUUUGUAGAGCCAGAGUAUCAAGGGUCAUACUAUGGGCAGCAAUUUUUACCAUCUUUUAUCGACCCAGAGUAUCAGUUGCAAAUGUCGGCUAAUAAACAACCUGUACAACAGCCAUCUAAGCCAGUAGAGCUACCUAACAAAGUGCGGAAACCAACCAAUCAACCAGAGAAUCAGUUUGGCCAAGCUCCUCUGAGUAACUUGGGCUACUAUCCGUACCGGUCGCAGGAACCAUGGUACCCGUAUCAGCAGAAUCCGACGGAAGGACUUCAAGCUUCUGUACAACAAGUUGGGCCAGAAAUGCGUGUGGGAAAUAGUAUGUCCGCCAAUCUAAUGCCAUCCCUGCAGGGUUCAUAUGGUCCCGAACCUAUCGUCGAGACACUUAAACCCGUAGACCGUACUUCCCAGCAACAGGAAAUUCGUAAACCAUCGCAACCGCUCAGACCUGAACAGCGUCCAAACCGUCCGAUGGAGCAAGUACCGGAAGAGCCGAAGUACCAGCCGAACCGUGUGCCACCGACGACCUGGGAAACCCAGUACAGACCACAGCAGGCUCCAGUUAUGCCAAAACCAAAACCAAAACCUCAAAUACGUCCACCGGUGAGCGAACCUUUGUACAACCGUAGACCGGAGACGUACUAUGGAGCUAACGAUGACGAUGAUGAGGAAGUCGUGGUUAAGUACGAAAAACCCAUUACGCGUUUUGACACACGAUGCCCGCGCGAUGACGAUCCGGCCAAGCCUGUGCACUUCCCGAGCGCAACCAGUUGCGUCAAGUUCCAGAAGUGCUUCAACGGAAUCGCAUAUGAGAUGAGCUGCCCGCCGGGGCUGGAGUUUGACGCUAAGAGCAAUCGGUGUGACUAUCCAGCCCGUGCUAGAUGCUCGGUUUGA
This is a messenger RNA of Anopheles marshallii, 2157 nucleotides long. Its product is annotated as adhesive plaque matrix protein-like. The transcript has a single exon. Gene Ontology annotation, cellular component: extracellular region. Bases 1 to 2157 code for a protein of 718 amino acids. NCBI's taxonomy places the organism in Eukaryota, Metazoa, Arthropoda, Insecta, Diptera, Culicidae. Gene Ontology annotation, molecular function: chitin binding. The record is from RefSeq and is a predicted model, not a curated record.